AGCCGUGUCAGGAUCUGGGUGGGCCAAGACAAGUAACAACUGAAACAUAGUUGUGUAGCGCCAUGAGCGAAGCUGCCGAGCCAAAACGUGAGAAACCAGAGGGCUGGGGUGACAUAAACUCUGUUUUGGGGGCUCCGCUUGAAAACGUGACCGGCGAUGCCUCUUGGAUUUCGGUGAUUUGCAUGUGGCUAACUUUGCCCAUCAGUUGCAUUCAAGGAAUCAUCGGUGGCUUGUGCCAGGCUUUCAUGGCAUUUUUUGUUCUGGGUUGCUAUUGCUGCCAGUGCAUUCCGCAAUGGUUGUGUUGCUCUGGCAUGGGUUCUGCUGAAUGUGGCCGGCCUUGCAUUUUAGCCCCAGCCUGGUGGCGAUAUGUCAUUGGAGGUCUGGUUGCCUUGAUUGCAAACAGCAAGAGCCGCUUGGCCCUUUUCAUUUGGGAGUGGAAAGCAUUUGGCGAGGGCGACCAUUACUGGCACGGGGAAGGCUACUGGGCCGUCAAGUACCAAGAGUGCAGUGAGAUCACCAAGUCCGAGCAAAAACGGGCUUCGGCUUUUGGCUGCAUCCAGGCUUGUGUGCCAGACCUGUUCGCCACAAACAUUUUGCUGUUUCUCUCCAACGAUGGUCCUGACAGCGAAUGGGCCCACAUGCGCAGUGCUUUGCACUGCACUUUGUUGGACCGAGGGGCUUCAUGGUACAUAGAGCGAAGUAAAAAGUUGCGCUCUUUGGUUGCAGCGGAAUGGCCAAAUCCGCAGCUGACGGAUCUCAGUGACACACCACGUGUCCGUUUGAUGGUGGCCAAAUGCGUUUUCUACAUGAUGUUUGGGGUUUGGCUGCCAAAUGAGGAUGCCGAAAUCAUGCGGGGUUGGCGGGACAAUGCGCUGUAUUUUGUCCUUCCCAGGUUGGUCCAUCGUUUCCUUUUCAACUUUGGCAUUCGGAAAGUCAAAAGCCUUCGGGCUAACAGUGUUGCCGUCAUUGAAAAGCAUGGCUUGGAAUCGUUCAUUGUUGACAUCAAUGAGAAGUUACCAGAAAGAUACAAGCGCACUCCAGUGGUCAAACUUUGCGAUGAGAUGAUGUUUGCCGUGGGCUUUGCCGGCAUUGGCGGAACGUCUGCCUGCUGCGAAACAGUUGGGGCCUUCUUGCAAAGAAAAAUUCCUGAGGAAGCCAGUGCACAUCUCAUCAACUUUGAGAAGUUUCCAACAAUAGAAUCCAUGGUCGAAGCCUUCAAGAAUGACCCGCUUUCAUACAUCAAGGAGGCCUGCCGCAUAGACCCGCCGGUGACAAGUGCCACAUCAGUGAGCAAAGAAACAAGGGUUGUCACUUUGAAGGGCAGAAAGUACACCAUGCCGGAGAACACCUUCCACAAUUAUACAUUGUCAAUGGCCAAUCGCGAUCCAACCGUGUUUGCGAAUCCAGAUGUCUUUGAUCCAAGCAGGACAGAACUAAACAUGGCUUUGACUUGGAAUGGGGCAUUUGGGACGCCAGACGAUGAAAAGGUGUAUCCUCGGAUUUGCCCAGGACGAUACCUCUCCCUUGAUGUUGCCCUUGCACUUGUCGGCCAUGUUGUGGGACUUGAUGAGGGCUACAGUUUGCCUUGAAUUCUUUCGAAGCCUCACCUUUUUGCGGAAGGUUAAUACAGUGAAGACUGUGCCUUCUUCUUUGAUCGUGAACGACUCCUCCAGUAAAAGCUGUCAGCAGUUCAGAGGCUUUGCGCCGAGAUCUCCAGCCGGCAGCAACAGUAAGGUUGUGUCGAAGCGGCAAAGCCAGUUUUAUGCUUCGGCAUGGCAAGGUUGUCAGCUGGGGGCUUGGGAACUGACGGAACCACG
Durusdinium trenchii is the source of this 1817-nucleotide messenger RNA. The record is from the annotation of a GenBank genome assembly. Lineage: Eukaryota; Dinophyceae; Suessiales; Symbiodiniaceae.